Molecule: messenger RNA, 1587 nt
Organism: Cyclopterus lumpus (lumpfish)
Lineage: Eukaryota; Metazoa; Chordata; Actinopteri; Perciformes; Cyclopteridae
Exons: 7
Coding region: 79-1026 (315 amino acids)
Biological process (GO): interleukin-15-mediated signaling pathway; T cell activation; positive regulation of ERK1 and ERK2 cascade
Cellular component (GO): membrane raft; external side of plasma membrane
Molecular function (GO): protein tyrosine kinase binding; MHC class II protein binding
Source: RefSeq, a predicted model, not a curated record
UAGAUUCAACAUUCGUCUUGAAGACAGAACAAGUUCAGAGACGAGUAGAAGAAGAGAGACGAGAGACGGAGAGGAACGAUGGCUGAAUUCAGAUGGAUUAAAGCCUCUUUGUGUCUGAUUCUGGUGCUUCAGUUUACAGCAGCAGCAACAGGACAACGUUUACUCUUCUUCACUGUCAGAGAUGGAGAUGAAGUCACUUUGCCUUGUGACACUGGAACAGAUGAUCAAAAGAACUGUGACUCUACUUAUUGGCUCUUAGAUGAUUUUAGGAUAUCAGUAGCAGUAUAUCUGGUUAAAGAAGGGCAGAUUGAUGAUGAAGCCAAAGAUAAAUCAGACAGACUGAGUGUUUCAGAGAAUUGUUCUCUGGUUAUAAAGAAGGUCACAGAUGAAGAUAUUGGUAAAUAUACCUGCAAACAGUUCAGAUCAGGACAACAAGAAGGUCAAAAUGCUGUGGUUAUUCUGUCUGUUGUGACCAUUCCUCUUCUUUCUCUCACUAUGUCUCCAUCUUCACCAGUGACUGAACACAAGGACACUGAGGAGGUGACGGUGAACUGCUCUGUUUCUACAUAUUUAUGUGUACACACAGUGAAGUGGCUGAUUGAGGGUCAAGAUGUGGACAAAGACCACAAAGACUUGAUGACAUCACAGUCUUCCUGCUCCGCCUCUCUGACGUUUAUGACUUUUCAUUUCUUUAACACAUUGAGGUUUAAUUCAUUGAUGUGUGAAGUGACCGUUGGAGACAAAGUGCAGAAGUUUCCUUUCAGAAAUUCUCCCUCAGGUGAUAAAACAGGUGAAGACCCAACAACAACAACAACAACAACAACUGAAGAUGACACUACUUCAGGCUGGUGGAGGUUCAUCUAUGUGCCGGUUGGAUUAGCAGCUCUCAUAAUAAUAGUUGUGGCCGUCAACAUUUGGGCAAGAAUUAAAGAGAAGAAAACUCCGAGGGAUGAAAUUGCUGUGCGUCAUGAUGAAGAAGAUGAAACGGUGAACUAUGAAAACAGCCGACCUCCUGAUGGAGUUUGACCAACACGUCAAAACGUAUUUCAACAGGCGGAAAUCAUCUGAAAUCGAGGUCCGUCUGAAUAUGUUCCACAGGGGGGAUGAAGCCUUCAUGAGAACCACUAAGAAAUGUGUUGGUGUUCAUUUCUGUGAAUAUCUUUCAGAUGAUAAUCAGUGCUUGUUGUGAAAAGAGUUUUAUUAAUCUGUUUCAGUCCGGUGUCUUUUCCUGCAUGAGUUGUGAACUUGUUUCUGACCUGUUCAGAACACAGCAGCUGGAUUUUAACUUCAUUUAACAGAAAUGAACAUUUAACUCUUAACUUGCUUAAUUUGUCUUCCAGCUGAACAUUUCACAGCUGAUCUUAACAUUUACUGUUUUAUUUGUAAAGCUACAGCAGCUUGAGCUCAGCUUCAUGUCUCUGUGUGCAGAAUAACUCAUUUUAAUCCACUUUCAUUCAGCAUUUGCAUAUUUAUGAGGAUGUGUCUGUGUUUCAAUGGGUGUUCAGCCUCAAUGGAGUCAGUUACUGUCUUCUCUCUUUAUUAUAUCUGAUAACAAUAUAACCUGCAAAUAAAGAAAGUUGUAUUCUU